Molecule: messenger RNA, 1492 nt
Organism: Anoplophora glabripennis (Asian longhorned beetle)
Lineage: Eukaryota; Metazoa; Arthropoda; Insecta; Coleoptera; Cerambycidae
Product: alpha-aminoadipic semialdehyde synthase, mitochondrial
Cellular component (GO): cytoplasm
Molecular function (GO): saccharopine dehydrogenase activity
Source: RefSeq, a predicted model, not a curated record
CAAAAGCAGACAUAAAGCUGGCCUCGAAACAAAAGUGGCAGAAAAGAGCGUCCUCAUCGUAGGGGCAGGCCGGGUGGCAGCCCCCCUGGUCGAAUACCUCUACAGAGACAAAUCAAUCGGCAUAACGGUGGCUUGCGAGAAAACGGAACUAAGCGAGAACCUAUCAAACAGUUACCCAGGCGUAGAAAACGUCUACCUCAACGCUUUAGAAGCCACUUCCUCCCUACAAGACUUGGUAAGGAAAGCGGAUGUCGUGGUUUCCAUUCUCCCCGCGAACCUCCACCCAAUCGUCGCCAAAGCUUGCAUUACCGAAGGAACCCACAUGGUGACAGCGAGCUACAUGAGCAACGAAGUCAAAGAUCUACACCAAGCCGCUGCCGAUGCUGGGGUGACUAUUUUGAGUGAAGUUGGUCUAGAUCCUGGUAUCGAUCAUCUACUGGCGUUGGAAUGCAUUCAAGAGGUAAAAGCAGGACGAGGGAGGGUUACCUCUUUCGAAUCCUUUUGCGGGGGGCUACCCGCUCCCGAGUUCAGUGACAAUCCUCUUCGGUACAAGUUCUCUUGGUCACCUAGAGGAGCGCUCUUGAAUACUUUGUCGUCCGCAAGGUAUCUCAGAAAAGGUCAAAUCGUCGAAAUCAAAGAAGGGGGCGAGCUAAUGAGGGCGGCCAAAGCCUUAGACUUCCUACCAGGAUUCAACUUGGAAGGCUUUCCGAACAGGGACAGUACCAAGUACGCGAAAUAUUACGGUAUAGAAGACGCAAAUACCAUCCUGAGAGGUACCUUAAGGUACUGCGGUUUUGCCCAAGCGGCGAAACAGUUGCAAUUCUUGGGGCUCCUGGAUACCGAGCCCCAUCCUAGCCUGCAUGCUCAGGGACCUGACAUCACUUGGAGGAAGCUCAUCUGCGACCUUUUGGGAGUGGAAGACUCGAACAUAUUUUACGAUAAUCUGAAGAACAAGAUAAACGAGAGGACUGGAUCAGAUUAUGCCGUGGACUUGUUGGAGGAACUUGGACUUUUGGAGGAGAAGAGCGUGGUGAAGUGCGGAUCGCCUUUGGACACAAUUACUCAAUAUCUGUCGACAAAAUUAGCAUUAGAAAAGAACGAAAGAGACAUAGUAAUUCUCCGGCACGACAUUGGUAUACUUUGGCCUGACAACAAGAAAGAAACGAGGGGGAUAAAUCUAGUGGUUUAUGGAGAUGUCAAUGGUCACUCAGCUAUGGCAAAAACUGUGGGAUAUCCUGCUGCUAUCGCUACAAAAAUGAUCCUAGAUGGUGAAAUUCAAGAACGUGGUUGCAUCUUACCUUUCGCCACUGAAAUAUACUUGCCUAUUUUACAGAGAUUAAGAGCUGAAGGCCUACAGAAUACUGAAACAUCUAAAAUCGUAUAAAACUUAUUAGGCAAGUUGUUCAAAAAUAUUGUCCAGUCUAUUUUAAAUGUAUCUAUUAUUUCUUAUUAUCUAUGUAUAAAUAUUAUUUAUAAAUAUUAAAAACAAUAA